Carya illinoinensis is the source of this 1738-nucleotide messenger RNA. RefSeq lists its product as uncharacterized. The transcript is spliced from 3 exons. The record is from RefSeq and is a predicted model, not a curated record. Lineage: Eukaryota; Viridiplantae; Streptophyta; Magnoliopsida; Fagales; Juglandaceae. The coding region runs from base 340 to 915 and encodes 191 amino acids.
UCUCUCUGUAGUGUUCUUAAAUUAAUUAGAAAAAUGUAAAUAUAGUGUGAAUAUUUUAUGCAAAAUUAAUCUUGAUACCUGAUUUGUUGGCUAUUUCUGUCCUUUUAAUCCAAGACCUGCAAAUCUACAUGCAUUAUCUUAUCUUUGCAGAUACUAUCCGACCUCAUCUCUUUAUACCAUCUCUAGUUCUCUGUCCUCCUAUCAGAGCCGCACCGUCGAGUGCUACAUACAUAUCACACUCCCUCUCCAAUCUCUCUGUAGGUUUGUGCCUCUACAUCCUGUCCCGCUAAAGUUUCGUAGUACACACUUCACAGUACAAUUCCAAGAGAAGAGUAAAAAAUGAAGGUUUACUCAAAGAUUAGAAAUGCUAGCUUCCCAAAGUCGAGGUCCGUUGAUUUCUCCGACCUCGACUCUCCUCUUCAAACACCCAAAUUCAUUUCAAACAACUCUAAAAACCAAGAGAUGGCACAAAACCAAAUCAGCAGAACCCUGACCCAUGUCUCGUUUCCUGUGCAAGAAGUGCAUGAAGAUGGUUCGGGAGAGAUAUUUGGGGUGAUUUUGAGCAGAACCUGUUCUGUUUCAUCUGCUUCUUCCAAGGCGGUAAGGGCUGAGAAAUUACAAAAGGAUUCGUCGUUGGAGAGGGCAGUGAGGAGGGCAUUAUCAAUGAGUAGGUCGACUUCGGUUUCAGAGGGUUAUCGUAGGAUGCACCAUCAAUGUGAUCCACUCGUUGAUGACGAUUCGAGCGCAACGCAUGCAAGAAGAUCAAAGAACAAGAGAUCAGCUUUGUCAGAGACCGAGAACACUCCCCAGUUCCAAUAUUAUUAUAUGGCAGUUCUAGAUUUCUUUGAUGGUGAAGUUUCAAAGGUCAGUGUUAGUUCUUUUGAAUGCAUACCUCAUCGCUGGGUAAAGUACUAGCACCGGUUAUGGUAAUGUCUUGCUUCUUUCCAGUUCCCUUGUCAACAGCAGUGACAGAAAGGAUACCAUUUGCAUCAAUAUCGAAUUUCACCUCAAUUUGAGGAACUCCACGCGGGGCAGGUGGGAUGCCAUCUAAGCGAAAACUUCCUAGGGAUUUGUUGUCCCUCACAAGCUCUCUCUCACCCUGACAGACAUUGAUCUCUACACUGGUCUGUCCAUCUGCUGCUGUGGAGAACACCUCUGAUUUGGAAGUUGGUAAAGUUGUGUUCCGUGGGAUAAUCUUUGUCAUUACACCACCCAAAGUUUCGAGGCCGAGAGACAAAGGUGUGACAUCCAAGAGCACAAUGUCACUGACUUCUCCAGCUAAAACACCAGCCUGUAAAUAAAGGCCAUAUACACAAGUAUCAAUAUAUCAACAGUUGGUGCGAGUUCCACUAAACAUUACGGCAAACGUUACCAGACUAAAAAGUUCUGUUCUGUUGUAUGAUGUUUUUUAAUAAAUGAGAAAGAAAAAGGAAACAUCAGAAGCAUAAGAAAAGAACAAACCUGAACUGCGGCACCUAGGGCUACAACUUCAUCAGGAUUUACUGUCGCAUUGGGUUCUUUUCCAGUUAUCUUCCUCACAAGCUCCUGACCAGCUGGGAUACGAGUUGAACCGCCGACAAGUAUUACUUCAUCUAUAUCUUUGAAAGAAAUCUUUGCAUCUCUCAAGGCAGAUUCCACUGGUCCCCGUAGCCUAUGGAAAAGUAGAUUGCAGUUGUAAGCCACUUGAACUUAAGCAAGCAAGUAGACACCCGGAUUGCAGAAAUUCAUAAUCAUAAAA